Molecule: messenger RNA, 1094 nt
Organism: Lasiosphaeria miniovina
Lineage: Eukaryota; Fungi; Ascomycota; Sordariomycetes; Sordariales; Lasiosphaeriaceae
Product: Mss4-like protein
Exons: 2
Coding region: 234-752 (172 amino acids)
Molecular function (GO): carbon-sulfur lyase activity
Source: RefSeq, a predicted model, not a curated record
AAGUACCAGACUACCUUAGGUACCAAGUACCAGACUACCCCAGGUACCUAUUACACCUACGGCAAGCUCAAUUACUCAUUGGCUUCUUCAUUUUCCAUCUUUUCAACGUCACCUUUACGCCCAAGACUUUCUCAUUAUUGUUUUCUUCGUGCGCGCAGGGCAGGAGCACGAAAGACACACCCAGACAAAGCGACAGACAGAGACAGACACCAGAGACAGACACCAGAGAGACGAUGGCUGCGAGCGUGAGCACUGCGGACAAGUCCAAGCCCUGCAUUCCGCACGCCGGUCUCGCCAGAGACGGCUGGUCCGACGAAGACAAGGCCACGGCGACCUGCUACUGUGGCGCCGUGCAGCUCGUCUUUUCGCUCGACGGCGUCGUCAACACCUUCGUGUGCAACUGCGUCGACUGCCGCAAGAUCACGGCGUCCAUGUUCGCGAGCAACUUCACCGUCAAGGACACGCACUUUGAGCACGCGCGCGGGAGAGACCGCCUCAAGACGUUCAGCCAGGCGCAGACGAUCGGCUCGCGCAAGGCUAUGACCAACCACUUCUGCGAGAACUGCGGCUCCCUCAUGUACCGCGUCGGCGAGCGCCUGCCGGGCCUGAGCAUCCUGCGCAUCGGCACCGUCGACGACUUCUCCCUGCACGAGACCAAGCUCCGCCCGCGCCAGGAGCACUGGACCAAGGACCGCGUCUGCUGGUUCGCGGGCGUCCAGGGCGUCGAGGAGACCUUUGGGGGCCAGGGCUGAGCAGCAAGUCCCCAUUCGCCGCUUCGCGUGCAAUGCUCUGAUACGACUUCGGGGAGUCGGGGAGCUCGCGGAGAGACUUGCUACCCUGACUGUUCGUGAGUCCUCUGUUAGGACCUCAUACGUUUAUAGUGUAGCUCAGGAAAUAGAGACCCUGGCUGAUGUUGUAUCACAUUUCUCCUAACGCCCCCGACAGAACGACUUGAGAGUGUUACAUGACUUGAGAGUGUUACAUGACUCGAGAGUGUUACAUGACUCGAGAGUGUUGCAUAUUGUAAGGCUAUCCUUGGGGUAGCCCAUUUCGCACUCUGCAUUUUUCCACAGAGUACAUCUGUUGGCGUAUAC